GUGGUGGAGUGAGUGACUCCUGAGUCUAUUCACAGCUGCUCUGUCGCUUCCAUGAUCCACUCCAGUCCGGAUUUGGCAAGGAAAGGAACAGCUGCUGUAACGUUUUAGCAAUUUCGGGAGAGAAGGAGCAGUAAGUGAGACAUGCGGGGUUUAGAGAAGUCGCUCCAGCAGCAGUGGAGACUGGACGAGCAGCAGCAGCAGCCGUAGAGGAUCAUGGCCGAGGACUAUUGGGAGCGCUCGGCGGCUUUGGGAUAUUAUUACUACUGUUAAGAAUACACGAGCAACACGCACUCACUGACACAAGCACAUACGGAUCUCAACUCCACGGGGCGGUUGAACAGUGGCAGCCCCUCCACCCCCCUCAUCUCGUCCCCCCAUACCCCCACUGAUGGACCGCAUGAGGAAGAUCAAACGGCAGCUGUCCCUGACGCUGCGAGGGGGUAACAGCGGGGACAAGACCUUGAGUGAGACCAUCAGCUCUCAGGACACAGGAGCACACAGUGAUUCUGAAAUCGUCCAUGAGGAUGUAAAAAUGGGUUCAGAUGGAGAAAGCGAUCAGGCUUCGGCCACAUCCUCUGAUGAGGUACACAGUCCCGUCCGAGUUCGUCUGAGAAACAACCCUGGUCGCAAAAUUUCCACAGAGGACAUAAACAAACGUCUGUCUCUGCCUGCCGAUAUCAGGCUUCCUGAUGGCUACCUGGAGAAAUUCAACCUCAACAGCCCCCUGUUUGACAAACCGCUCAGCCGGAGAUUACGCAGGGUAUCGCUGUCUGAGAUCGGAUUUGGGAAGUUGGAGACAUACGUGAAACUGGAUAAACUAGGAGAGGGCACCUACGCUACAGUAUAUAAGGGCCGCAGUAAGUUGACGGAUAAUCUGGUGGCUCUGAAGGAAAUCCGUUUGGAGCACGAGGAAGGAGCUCCAUGCACUGCCAUUAGAGAAGUGUCUCUGCUGAAGGACCUGAAACACGCCAAUAUUGUGACUCUUCAUGACAUCAUCCACACUCAGAAGUCUCUUACACUUGUGUUCGAGUACUUGGAUAAAGACCUGAAACAGUACCUAGAUGACUGUGGAAACUGCAUUCAUAUGCACAAUGUCAAGCUGUUCCUGUUUCAGCUGUUGCGAGGUCUGAACUACUGUCACAGACGUAAAGUCCUUCACCGAGACCUCAAGCCCCAAAAUCUUCUGAUCAACGACCGCGGGGAGCUAAAGCUGGCUGAUUUCGGUCUGGCACGAGCAAAGUCGAUUCCCACCAAGACCUACUCCAAUGAGGUGGUGACGCUCUGGUACCGCCCCCCUGACAUCCUAUUGGGCAGCACAGACUAUUCCACUCAGAUUGACAUGUGGGGUGUUGGCUGUAUCUUCUACGAGAUGUCUACAGGUCGACCCUUGUUCCCGGGCUCCACGGUGGAGGAGGAGCUGCACUUUAUCUUCAAACUGCUCGGUACGCCCACAGAGGAGACCUGGCCCGGAAUAACCUCCAACGAGGAGUUCAUCUCCUAUAACUACCCCCGUUACCGCGCCGACUGUCUCCACAAUCACACUCCACGAUUGGACAAUGAUGGAGUUGAACUUCUGUCGAAACUGCUGCAGUUUGAGGGGAAGAAACGGAUCGCAGCAGAGGAAGCCAUGAGACACCAAUACUUCCACUGCCUGGGAGAGAGAAUUCUCACACUGCCAGACACUAUAUCAAUAUUUGCACUUCAAGAAAUUCAGCUGGAGAAGGAGCCCGGAAUGAGGACGAAUUCCCUGUCAGAAUCAGUCAACAGCAUAUCUCAACGGCAGAGUCUGCUUUUCUGAGGGCACGUGGGGCGGCUCGGGACAGGAAAGACGGAAGAUAAACGGGGAGGACGCAUUGAGACGUUUCCUGUCGUGAAGAUGAAGGGAUAUCUGUUUUUCAUUUCUCCGUCUGAGUCAUUCGCUGGUCCUGUGGCAUUAUGUGUUUAGAAGGGGUCACUGCAGUUGUUUACAUGGAGAGGCUGAGGAUGUUGAUUUGUGUAUUGUUUUCUUUGUUUCGAAUAAUGCACUUCCCCUUCCUUGUUCAAAUUACAAACAUGUUCUUCCUGUUUUGCUGUAACUUCUUGACACGGUUGCAUCAAUCCAGCCACUGUACUCAACCAAUCAGAUGCAGAAUGUUAUUGGAUGGCCUGACUCUUCAUCCUUUGACUGAAACAAAUCAACCUGUUUUCUUUGCAAUACUUCUCAAUUGUAAUGUAAAAGGAAGGCCAGUUUAUGAAGGAACGUGUCAUGAAUGCUGUUAAUAUCCAGAAGCCAAGUCACUCUAGUCUUCCAGAAAAUGGUCCCCUUCAUUAGUGUCAUCAGCCCAAAGAAGACGUUUCCUGU
This is a messenger RNA of Sinocyclocheilus rhinocerous, 2341 nucleotides long. RefSeq names its product cyclin-dependent kinase 16. Gene Ontology annotation, cellular component: nucleus; cytoplasm; synaptic vesicle. The record is from RefSeq and is a predicted model, not a curated record. The coding region runs from base 389 to 1798 and encodes 469 amino acids. Lineage: Eukaryota; Metazoa; Chordata; Actinopteri; Cypriniformes; Cyprinidae. Gene Ontology annotation, molecular function: ATP binding; cyclin-dependent protein serine/threonine kinase activity. The transcript has 16 exons. Gene Ontology annotation, biological process: protein phosphorylation; neuron projection development; exocytosis.